This is a messenger RNA of Leptopilina boulardi, 1877 nucleotides long. Its product is annotated as gamma-aminobutyric acid receptor alpha-like. Gene Ontology annotation, biological process: regulation of membrane potential; chemical synaptic transmission; signal transduction. The record is from RefSeq and is a predicted model, not a curated record. Bases 239 to 1810 code for a protein of 523 amino acids. NCBI's taxonomy places the organism in Eukaryota, Metazoa, Arthropoda, Insecta, Hymenoptera, Figitidae. Gene Ontology annotation, cellular component: neuron projection; membrane; synapse. Gene Ontology annotation, molecular function: extracellular ligand-gated monoatomic ion channel activity; neurotransmitter receptor activity; GABA-A receptor activity. The transcript has 11 exons.
GUGGGGGGUGAAAAGCACGCGGUUCUAGCAAUGAUCCGUUUCCCGACGACUCGUGACAAACGUCGAACUGUCAGGUAGCACGUUACCAACUUCCGUCUUUAUUCUCGGACCCCAAAUUUUUUCAUAUAUAAAAAUAUAUAUAUAUAGUAUAACUUCCGGCGCUUUUUUCUUUUUAGUAUUAAAAAAAAAAUUAAUCUCCCGACGACAUUGUAUUUUCACCGUUUAAAAAAUUCACGUUAUGAAAAUUGCUGAUUUCUUCAUAUUCGCAGGACUUGUACCGUUAUGUAUUAGCGGCAAUCGAAAUUUAUCAUCUCUCAAUGGAACGACAAAUACAGAGAUCAUGUCAAAGUCAACAAGAAUUUCAAGAGGUAUUAUCAAUGAUAUCGUUUCAAGAAAUAUUACCAUGGUUUUAGAAAAUCUUUUAAUGAAUUAUGAAAAUAGCCAACUACCAACACAUGGACAAGGAAUUCCAACAGUUGUACGAACAAAUAUUCUCAUAAGAAGUAUGGGUCCAAUCUCGGAACUUGAUAUGGAUUAUUCCAUGGACUGUUACUUUCGACAAUAUUGGCGGGACUCUCGCCUCAGCUUCCUUGGACCGAUUAAAUCUUUAAGUCUCAGCAUUAAGAUGCUGGAGAGGAUUUGGCGUCCUGACACAUACUUUUACAAUGGAAAGCAUUCUUAUGUACACACAAUCACAGUGCCAAACAAGUUGCUAAGAAUUUCUCAGGAUGGCGAUAUCCUUUAUUCCAUGAGACUGACAAUAAAGGCCAAAUGUCCAAUGGAGUUAAGAAACUUUCCAAUGGAUCGACAGUCAUGCCCAUUGAUCUUAGGAAGCUACGCCCACACAUCUGGCCAAUUGGUUUACGAAUGGCAAGAAGGAUUGUCGGUCAAAUUUUCCCCCGGGAUGACAUUAUCCCAAUUCGAUUUGAUGGGAUCUCCUUAUCGAAAUUUCACCUUUGUUCGUCGCGAUGGUGAAUUUUCAGUUCUACAAGUUUCCUUCAAUCUUCAACGACACACUGGCUAUUUUCUCAUUCAGGUGUACGUUCCUUGUGUUUUAAUUGUCGUUCUAAGCUGGGUUUCAUUUUGGAUUCAUCGAGAAGCCACCAGCGAUCGAGUUGGCUUAGGAAUUACAACGGUCCUCACACUUUCAACGAUAAGUCUCGAUUCAAGAACAGAUCUUCCAAAAGUUAAAUAUGCCACCGCAUUGGAUUGGUUUCUUUUGAUGAGUUUCUUUUACUGUAUUGCAACACUUUUGGAAUUUGCCGGUGUUCAUUAUUUUACAAAGGUUGGCAGUGGCGAAUUUCCAGUAGAUGAAGAAGAGUGGGAGGAUUGGGAGAACGCAACCAAUGGGGAUUUCGAGGGUGAUACAUUUUGUACAAUCUCAGCGUGCAGUCCACAAGCCGUUCAUCCUGAAAGUAAUGCAACGAGGAGACGAAAUUCGUUACUCUGUACAAUUUACAAUGAUUCUGCGACUUUUGGAAUUCAAUCGACUCCUGUUUAUAGCAGUAAACCAUCAACAAUGGAAAGACAAACACAAACCGAAACACGUUUACCUAAAUGGAAACAAUUUCUCUAUUGUCUUGCAGGGGAUGAUGCAUUCAGACGUCGAAGGCAAAGAGAAGCGGUUGGUGGAAUUCGAAAACAUGGAAAAAGAAUUGAAAGGCAUAUAAAUAGCGUUUCUCAUAUUGAUAGGGUUGCACGUGUGAUAUUUCCAACGUCUUUUGGUCUUUUGAAUGUUUGUUAUUGGGUCGUUUAUGUGACCUACCAAGAUGAAUUCAAGUGGCAAGAUCCACCGAUUGGAUCAAUGUGAUUCUUGUGUGUUGCAAGUUCAUUCAUUCGAAUUUUCAAAUAAAGUUGUAGAUAACAAAAAAAAAGAA